AUCUCACCACCUCCAACUGUUCUGUCACCAUCAUCUAUUCAGCGGCAGUGAAAUAAGGAAGAAAGAAAAAAUGACAAAGCUAUCUCCUAGCCUCAAGGCAUUGAUCAAUGCUCCCUUCGCGCGGCCUAACACCGUGGCUGCCCCUCGCAACAUCCAGAGCGUCUACCAGAAGAUCAAGCAGGGAGCCGAGGCAAAGAAUGUGUCGCAGUCCUCAUGGCUGGUUUUAUCUUCUGCUGCAACCAUGACGAUGAACUCUCCCGAGUCCCUGGCCACGCUGUUCCAAGAUGUGACGAGCACGCAGACGCCCGACGAGAGCGUGGCGACCGCCGAGCUGAUGCGUGAGGUCGGCAUCAAGUGCAUCUCGUUCAACGGGAUCCCGCGCAGCAUCAACUGCCUGAACGCCUUCCGCGCGAGCCUGCCCGAGGCCGUUGCGAACCGGCUCUCCCGCACGCCUACGCGCAGCCCGACGGUCGAGAACCUAGGGGACCGCCUGGCUGGCGGCCGCGCCCUGUGGGAUUCCGUCUACCGGCCCUUCGAGAACAAGCUGUACGACAAGCUGGCCGAGUCGCACCCGGACCUGCCCGUCGUCAUCCUCAGCGGCCACUACGGCAUCACCCUGUCCGACCCGCCGAAGCGCACCACGGGCGCGAAUAUCGGCCGUGUCCAGAGCUCGCUCGUCGCCAUUGCCUGUCUGCGCGCCCAGUCCGGCGUGGGCCCCCAGGUGCUUUCCCAUGUCUUUGGCCUGCGCAAGGCGCUGGAUGAUGGCUCCUGGGCCAAGGAUGUCGAGAGCGAGGCCGCUGUUCGCUGGCUGGCCAGCGAUGAGGGGAGCACCUGGAUCCUUGAAAGUGUGGACUCCAUUGUCAAGUCUAUCGGGGAAGAGCAGGGCUCGAACUUUGCUCCGGCGUCUAAACUGUAACUGUAUACUUGAACUAGAUUUAUAAAGCUCACUGGACCAUGUAUACAUACUACAUACAUAUAACUAUGUAUGUAUAUAUAUAUCUAUGAAAUAUUUAUGUACA
Molecule: messenger RNA, 1019 nt
Organism: Penicilliopsis zonata CBS 506.65
Lineage: Eukaryota; Fungi; Ascomycota; Eurotiomycetes; Eurotiales; Aspergillaceae
Exons: 2
Coding region: 71-916 (281 amino acids)
Source: RefSeq, a predicted model, not a curated record